This is a messenger RNA of Laetiporus sulphureus 93-53, 10719 nucleotides long. RefSeq lists its product as uncharacterized. Gene Ontology annotation, biological process: fermentation. Lineage: Eukaryota; Fungi; Basidiomycota; Agaricomycetes; Polyporales; Laetiporaceae. The record is from RefSeq and is a predicted model, not a curated record. The transcript is spliced from 23 exons. The coding region runs from base 247 to 10317 and encodes 3356 amino acids. Gene Ontology annotation, cellular component: membrane.
GCCAGCUCCUCGCCUCGCCUCGCUUUCUAUCGCGCCAGGGCGCGCUCAACAUACCACGGCCGUGGCUACUUGCAGCGUUUUCGGUUUUCAGUGACUCUGUUGUCAUCGCCCUGGGUGCCUACGUUUCACUCAUCUGGUUCGCGCACCUUGACCACUACGGCGUCCCUAACGCAUUAUUCAUGUCAAGACUUGCGAAAUCUGCCUGAGAAUCUCCGUUUAUAAGCUCUAUUUUCAUUGAACUGCAACAUGCUCAACGUAGUCCUCCUGGUAGUGGCAAUAUGUGUUGUCGUUGCGCUCAUACUAUACCUGUUCUUCUGGAACCGCCUUGUCGCACUCAUCCUGAGCCUCAUCGUCCGUCUCGCCUUAUGGAAUCAGGACGAGUCCAGUGUAUGGAUUAGCAUCGGCUCCAUACACUUCUCCGUCCUCAUGGGCAGGAUAGCCUUCAAGGACCUCCGUUAUCAUUCUAGCAAUCAGACUAUCAGAGUCGUCAAAGGACAAAUUAGCUGGCGAUACUGGAUCCGCCAACCUGUGGAGGAGGAGGACCUCAGCCAUGCACGGGUUGUUGGGGAGGAUGCGAACCACAAAGAGCAUGUCCCGCUAUCAUGCCGCAUACAUGUGUCGCUGCAAGGCCUUGAAUGGUAUAUCUACAACAGAACCGCUGCAUAUGACAACAUCGUCGCUCGUAAAGAGGGAAGUAUGCCAUCUACGCCAGCCCCUACCCCGACUGCCGCUGGAAAUGCUAUAGACGCGCGGGAAGCCCUCAGAAAGUUACUCAGCAGGACGUCCGUUCGUCACAAUUCCACUAGUCUUCGUCCAUCUUUGUCUGUCGUGUCGCCAAUGUAUCGGAAGUCCCCGGGAUUCGUGAAGUAUGCCAUAAAUUGGAUCAAGACACAACUGCCCAACUUUGAUCCAAAAAACCUCCUUCCUAUCGGCAUUGAAGCUACGAAAGGUGCCAUCAUCUGUGGCAAUGCAUCAAUACCCAGUCUUCUUGUCAUAGAAUUCGGAAAGGCUGAUUGUACGUACGGGAUUGUUCAGCCAAGGUCUAAGUUCGAUUUAUAUAAGCAGCUGCUAAAUGUCAAAUUACGCAAUGCUUCUGCUUGUUACGUCGAGAACAUGGACUAUCAAGAGCACAUGAACGAUGUGGGAGAGAAAGUGCAUGAUCAAAUCAAGAAAUCUCAUAAUCCUUACCUGAGGCAAUAUUCAUACCUCUCCUAUCUGGCAUUCGAGAAGUUGUGGGACCGCCUCAAGCUCUGGUCAGUGGCGUUGACUUCUCGCUCUCGCCUGCGAGCCUUCUUUGGGUACACGAACGUCCCUGUUCCGCAUCCGCCCACUUGGGGCUGGCGCAAGAACCAUAAAGAUCUGGAAGACGAGACGCCUCUUGGCAUUGAUUUCUCCACCUUCGAAUAUGCUAUUGAGCGCAAGAUACUUGAGGCACCAGAGGUAGAGGUACUCUAUUACGUUGACGUCGUGGGCAUCGUGCCGUUCGAGCCGCCUCAUCCACAAGCAGAUUUCGGUGGCGCUGAUCCGUUUGACAUCGGCAAUGGAGAUCUCCCUCCAGAGUGGGGUAUUGAUAUCAUGGUGCGAGGUGGAUUUCUGCGCUAUGGGCCUUGGGCGGAUCGUCAAAGGGUCAUUUUACAGCACUGUUUCUUUCCGCCUCCAUUUCACGAUGUCGAGCCAACGGCACAUCUUAAACCGGGCGAUGCUCGCAUGUGGACUGGGUUGAAGAUAUUCGUGGAAUUGCAAGAUGGUACCACAUUACAUAUCCCCUUCCGGGAGGCCUCCAAGGACUGGCAAUGGGGUGGCAAAGUGGACGUGCCUAAUCGACCGCGGAAGCGAGAAGCUGCCUCAAUUCAUCUCAAAGCAGGGGAUAGCUCCACAAUCACUUACAUCAUGCCCAUGGUGGCCGGUCUCCAUGGAUAUCAGCCUAUCCUAGAGGUACACCUGGACACCGUAGCAGUAACGUCGAGCCUCAAUGACAUGCGUUUGCUGACGGCUGAAUCCUGCCGUGUACGAUGUCAAAUGCCUUCACCUCUCAAAUGGAAUGGCGAACGAGAGUGGACAUUUGCAAUCUCUCUCCGCCAGACGCAACUGUUCCUGCUCAGAGAUCACAUCAACAUGUUCACCGAUUUAGGGAAAGAUUGGAGCACGGGGCCGCCAACUCCAUACUAUCGUUUCACUCCAAUGAUUUACGCUGUAGAACUGGACCUGCAUCACUACGAAAUCAAUACAUACGUUAAUGAUCAUAAUAUCAUCGACAAACCGCUCAUUAAGGAAGAUAAUGCACUAGUCACCUUGCGAGGGACGCACCUCGUCAACGCCAUCCGCAUCCCAUUAUCACAGUAUAGACCCGAGGCCACGACUGUGUCAUUUUGGAUUGAAGUACCCGACGUGGCUGUCGCUCUCACGCUACCGCGGUGGAAUACGAACUCAAUCUAUCCUACUCCUGAUCGGAGCGAUGUAGGGCGUGUAGGCGUCCUCACCAUCAACGGCUCAUAUCGAUAUCAUGCGGAGGUCUCUGACGAGAAUAUAGAUCAGUUGAAACUGGAUAUUCGGGCCCGUGAUGUCGUCUACAAGGCAUUCGGUUGGACCAUACGGCAUUUCAUGAUCUUACGUGACAAUUACUUCGGGAUCUUCACACACUUCUCUACCCUGUCCGAGUAUCUGGAGAAGCGCAGGAAAGGUCAGCCGGUUGGCGAUCCGAUUGAUCUACAGUACAGGCCAGGAAAGUCGAACUCCAUGGAAGUUGAACUUGGUGUCAUGGUGGAUCGAGGUCUAAUCGCUCUGCCUGCCGGGCUCCCGGGCUAUGAGGUGCAUAGUGCAGGUCAAGAUAGAAUCGCAGAUUCUGGGCACUUGGGGACAUGUUUGCUGGUAAAAGUACCGGAAGUCCAGCUGCAGCUUCGCACGAAUGAUUACUACAUGGAUAUGUCUCUGAACGCCAACAAUCUGUUUGGUCGUUUCGAGGAGUGCUGCUCGUACGCAUCCUUCUAUCGUUGUCUGAAUGCCUCACCCUCGGAUGAUAUCAUCAUCCUUGACGGUGAAGCAUUGUCAGGCCUCGACAUCACCGCAAAUAGAUUGUUUGGUCCCAAACCGCAUACAUCGACAUACGUCUGCAUGUGGGAGGUCCACAUGGGCAAUAUCAAAGGGGUCCUCUCAACGUAUCAAACUGCUUUGCUAUCUGCAGUCGGUUCUUCCUUUGGCCUGAAUUUUUCGGAUCCUCUCAAUGCCCCAGCGAAGGAAUUCGAAGUGCCUGUGGAUCCUGAUGUCACCUUUUUAAAGCUCAGACUGGAUUCCAUUAACGUCGUGUGGCUCGCUCCAGGUGCUGCCAUCGAAUUGUUCAUCCCGGAUGGUUUGAGACUCGACAGCAAUGACCUGGCUGGGAAGUCAUAUCGCAAGGUGAUAAGUGUGCGGCUACCUAUUGCGACAUGUAAGAUCUUAGUCACGUCGCGGAUGUCCCGCAAAUGGUAUGAAGCGUCUCGUCUUGACAUCGAUGCAAAUGUGGAUAUCUAUUCCGCUCCGACUGGCUGGCAAGAUCGCGCGCGCGCGCAGACUGAAUACGUUGCUGCACAAGACAAGCUGACUAGUCGAGCGAGCUGCUUCUAUUCUGCACGACAAACUCCCGCACAGUACGACGAAUUACUCCCAGGACGUGGCCUGCUCGACAGCGAUCUCUAUUUGCCACAGCUACGUAUUCCGAAGCGUUUCAGGAGGCAAAGAACUGCUGCAACGGCUUUCAAUUUGACCUCGCCGAUACGAUCUAGUCUUCGACCAGCCGUUCCCAUCGGGCUACAGUCAGAAUCAGAAGGCGACGAAUGGUCGACAGAAGCGGACCGUGACGCUCGUGUGGUAAACGCACGCCCGUCAGGCACGUCUUGGGCCAAAGCGCCGAGUGAUGAGGAAGAUAUGACGAGCAGUGACGAAUCGGAUGAAGGAGACUCGUCCGAUCACAGAGGAUGGGAUAGCGAGGAGUCAGAAACGUCCGGCUCUGCAUCGCAGGACCGCGUGAGGUCUGCCGUGUCGCGAUACAAGGAUCUGACCACGCAUUACGAAGCGUCUCACUUAUCACGGCCGUACAUAUGGGACACUUCUCCAUUUGUCGUCAUAAGAAAUGUUCUUCCGCGUGAUCAAUGCAAAUCGCGGCCCAAUUUACAUAAUGACAUGCACAACGUAUCAAGGCCCAUUCGUAGCGCCCAACUUCAUGCACAUAACGAAUCUGCGGCAGCGUCUACUGUCAUUCGGGUCCAUAGCAAGAGAGAGAUCGUGCUCUGGUUCAAUCCUCUGCUUGUGCUGGCGGUAGAACAAUUCCUCGCUGACAUUCGACAGAAGCGAUUGACCCCGGAACUUAGGUUCGACGUAAUUCUGGCAAAAUACAUACGGUCUGCUGCAGCUGAGUCGCCUGAGAAAGCGACUGAGAUAACUGUGCUCGAUUUACACUUAACUUCCAUCCAUAUUAGCUCUGUUCAAGCCGUCGGGUUCAGUGCAAAGCGAAGAGGCAAGUUAGAGGAUGAACAACAAAUGAACAUCAGCACUAUUGCUGCAUUGUCCUUGAGCGAUCUACACUUCCUCUUGAAAUGCUUCCAGCCCGGCGGGCAGGAAUAUUCCGCUUCGACAUUUGACGUAUCACUGCAGGAACUCUCCGUUAAGAUGUGGACUGAACAACAACCAUUCUCUACUCGGAGAUCGUCGAGGAUUCAGAAUCCCUCGUGGGAUAUCAUGCUUAAUGCUAGCCGCGGGACAGUCGGGGAAACGGUCUCGAUCUUCCUAGGCGACUUUAUCAUCAAUGUAGACCAUGCAACCCCAGAAGCCGUAUUGGCUACCAGCUCCAUCGUUCUUCAAACUGUCAUGGAGCUGGAUAACGCUUGGAAGUGUCAUUAUGCUCAUUUCUCCGUGUUGGAUCAGCAAACAAUCCUUCAGGUCUUACGAUUCGCUCGACAGAGGGUGGUUGUGGACCCUUUAUCAACUUUUCAGCCUUCGUAUCUCGUCCAGAAGGGCCGACCUGAUCAAUUGCGGAAUAGCAGCUGUUUUAAGUUCCUCGUUUACAUCCGUAACUGUCUUCGAUAUCUGGAGGCAUCGGAGCGUGGAGUUGUUGACAACAUUGAAACGAACCCGCAUUCCAAAAUUACGCUCUUCGAGAUCAUCUUAUCAUUGGAAAGCCAGGAUCUCAGCCAUAGCCUCGACGAGGACGUACUUGAGCUCAAGGAAGAACGGUUCAUGCAAGAACUCUUCCACGGCUCCGGUACAUCUCCGGAGAUUCACAUUGCCCAAGACAGUCGCCGAAUCAAAGCGGUGGUCCUGCACUGGGAACGAAUCCUUUUGACGAUCCACCAUACGAAUCAAGAUCUUCGGACCACCUUCAACAUGGGCCCCAUCGUUGUUGCAGUUCGAUGGCAUGUCACAGUUUUCCAUCCAACAUCUCCCAAUACCGGAAAGACGUAUGCGAAUCUGCUUCCCCGAGAACGAACACGCUUCGACUGCCUCCAGCUUACGCUGUCUGUGGACCUAGGGCACAUCUCCUUCACUAUAAUGCCUCAAUUAGUACAAUUCCUCCAACUGACCAUUCGGAUAGCCAAGUCAUACAGCCCCGCUCUUUGCAUGCCGCGUGCGAACGGACAGGUUGCCUCCAAGGCUCCGCGUAUAGGGACAAACGGUUCAAACGUGAACGCCGAUGUAGCUCUCUCCAUAGAGUCCUUGACCUUCAAGGCCGCGGCAGACAAGUUGGUUGUAAUAUUCAGCAUCUCCAACUUACAAUGGGCUUCCAUGAUACUCGCCAAACUUCCUGUCAAGCUUCUAGAGUCACAGUGUUCGAUGAGUCACUUCCUCACUGUUGACGAGAGUAUCCUUCGGUUGUGCUCAACAGAUUUGAGUCAACCUGUCCAGCAGAGUACUCUUGCUUUCUUCAUGAUCGAAAAAGGCAAGAUGAAUGUUUUAUUCUCUCAGGAACACAGCACCGACCCGAAGAUACGAGCUGUCUGCGGUUCAGAAACUGUGCAUCUCGACGUCCCACGAAGCGCACUGCGUCUGUAUUGUUUUCUUCAAGAGUGGAGGGCCGACUAUCUGCCCGGUAUGUACAGCGCAUUCCAGGACCUGCUCUCGGAGCUUCAUGAGGAGAGACAAGACGCGUCUCCUCAUGUCGCAAAUGUCAACCAACAGUCUCUUCCAGAUAUCCAUUUGCAUCUAUCGACUACUACUGUACGCGUGACUCUCCAGGUCAUGCUGGGCGUAUGGUUAUCUUGGGACAUCCAAAGAACACUACUCUACGUCACAUCGUCCCUUGAUGCACACCGAAAGAAGAACCGUACGUUCGGUAUUCAGAUGGGACCGCAUACUGUUGCUGUCACCACUCAGGAUAACCAUGCUAAAGGACGUGCGCUGUAUAAGGCACGUGUCGAACUUCAAUUACCGAGGGUCUCUGUGACGGGCAACUACGGCGAUGAAGCCAUUCGGCUCGUAUCAUUAGUCGAUUUUGUCCAAAUCAUGGUCGAGCCGUCGGAUUUGGAUACUCUCAUUUCUCUCGGGCAGAAAUCUGGUCAGGAUUAUAACGACUUCAUGCAUCUGGUGGGAGAGACACAUCAAGGGAACCCCGCUGAUACCUCUCAACUUAUCGAGGAACGGAGGCAUAUGAAACUUCACGCAUCCUUCAGGAUGAAAGGUUUUCGGGUUGGUGUCCAGGGACACUCGUCAGUUGUGUUAUUGGAAUGUGAUAAUAUUGGAGGUGGCAUAGACGACGUGGCGAGCCUGGCUUGGCAAGUGAAACUGUCGGAUCUGGCACUGUCGUUAGCUUCUCUUUCGAGUUAUCGCGUAUCUUCGGACAAGGGACAUCGAUCAGCAUUCGUCACAAUCGACUUCGAGGCCGAUAUGAAGCGUGGUAGUAGUCAAUCCUCGAAUGAACGCCUUGAAGUUGCCAUUAUCAAAGCCCAUGCUGUCAUGCAACCCACAUCCAUCGGUGAACUGAGCGAUUUUAUCGAUGAGUUGCAGGCGGAAGUCCUUGCAUAUCAAGAAGAUCGUGCCAACGAGUUAGCUCAGUUUAAGGAGAAAACCAAAGGUAUUAUGCGUUCACUCGAUGUCAAGAUCGGGGAGCAGCACCGUACGGAAUUCUCCUGGCUUGAUCGAUCCACAAUACUCUUAACCAUCCGGAAUAUCGGCGUAGCCUUCCCCUUGGCUGCUAUCACGGACCUUCAAAUGCCUCGAUCGGGAACCUCAGGCGACUUCUCCACCGUUCGCGCGUUUUUAUUAUCGAUCAAGUCUUUAUCGUUUGGUACAGAACAUGGAGACACUGGCCAGGCCAUCAUGAAGGGAUUCUGCUUCCAGUUUGUACCUCGAUUCAGGCAAUCCGCUGAUGCUGAUUUCUCUGGGGAUAAUCAUCAGACACGAAACAGACUGCUAUAUCCCGAAAUGACCGCUAACAUUCAUUCCGAACGCUCGAAUGGUUCACGUAGAGUUUACGUCGCAGCGGAUGUCAGCGGCUUCAUCCUGGAUCUUGACUCCAUGAUUCCGGACUACAUUUUCUCUCUGAUAGACGUCUAUCGCGAAGGAAAGGACCGGAUGGAUCGUCUGAAGAGUAACAUAUCUCGAUCUGCGGCCAACAUGGAUCUUGGAAUCCGCGGUCCGAGACCAUCUUCCGAGCACGCGCGUACUUCUCUUCCCACUGCCAAUGUCCUUCUUUCCUUGACAUUCGCCAGCGGAAGGAUUCGCAUGCAUAGCACGCAUUCUCGUCAUCAGAGUUCAAUGAAGCGUAAGACCUCAUCUGCGCUAGAAGACUCCCUCGUUGAAUUGCCGAUCGAACUUGGAGUGGAAAUCUUCGACCUGCCCGUUGUGACUGUAUGGGGAGAAUAUAAUGCGACAACGCCUUUGAAGAGGCUGAUCGCCACGAAGCAGACCGUGGAGCCUUCCAUCUUGAUGUUCAAGGCCACUAUCCACUCCAGCCACAACACGCUAAAGCCUACAUUACUCCCAUUCAUAACGGAGCUCGUUGCUCAUGUGGAGACCCGUCUGCGGCAAAGUAGCCGGGGUGAGUUUCAGCCAGCGCCUGUGCGCGUGCAGGAUGCUCUACACUCUUUGCCAGCGGACAACAUAGCGAAGGAAGCUUCCGAUGUCGUCACAGGCCUGAAGAUCAGUCUCAGCUUGCGCAUAGACCAGUCAAAACUGGAACUCACUUGCCAGCCGGACGUGAAUGUCGUGGCCGGUUUGCAUUGGGACAGCGGUGGCUUUGUUAUAAACAUUUCGCCAAACUUUCGUCGGGUCACCUUCAGUGGGACUGUCGGUGGCUUGACGAUCGGCCUUAAACAUGGAUUUCUCAGUGAGGAUUGCGUACGUCUAGAUGCGCGCAACCUCGCCUUCAACGUGACUUUCGCAAAGACGGAGUCUGCCGCCAAGCGCACCAUGAGUUCAAUCUCUGUUGUUGUCGAUACUCAAUUCUCAGGUGGAAUCCGGUUCUCUCGACUUCAAGAUGUUCUAUGCUUCAAGGCUGUCUGGCUCGACCGCAUUCCGGUCAUUAAUGGGCAGAACGCGGCAUUCGCUAAGAAUAAUUCGAAGAGCGUAGAAACUGCCCGCACGUCAUCGUCGUCUCAAGAGCUGACGGUGGCAGUGCUUCUCCAUUUCCGUUCCAUUGAGCUGGAUGCUGACCUGGGGCAGUCCAUUAGUUCCCUGAAGCUCACUAUCCAUGACAUGCUCGUCCGCACGUGUCUCAGCGAUGCCUUAUCUGAGCUGACCUUGUCUAUUGCCCAACUCGACAUCUUGGCAACCGGCAAUGUUUCUGGACAGGCUGCAGUGCCCGAUUUCCGGUUCCAAACGAUCCGUGAAAGCGAGAAUAGCACGGGGGUCCUUGCAGGAGGCCGGAUGCUGGAUUUGACGCUGACCACCGGGGUGUUCUACGUAGAACUUGAGAGCGAGUAUCAGAAACUCAUACAGUACCGGGCGGAACCCAUUGAAGUAAAGAUAUUCGACGAUUGGUCCAAGACACAUUCCGAUGUGCCAACGGAGGAUCGCCAUGUCGACUUGGCCUUCACCGUCUCAGGAUCAGAGGUCACAGUUGUCAUGAACGUUGGUACAAUACCGAAGUUGUUUUCGUAUGCUGACAAGUUCAAGGCGACUCUCGAGAACCAGAGGGAGGGAGCUAGUCGAGAAUCCAGGGCUUUCAGGUUGAUCAAUGCUCCUAAGCCUGACAAUCCGCUAUCCACAGUUGCAAAUGCGAUGAUCAAAACUACCCGGAAUCGCUUCAAGGAAGAGCCUGAGAUGACCUACGCAAUAGGGCAACGGAUGAGUCUCAGGCUCGCCUUCUUACAAUUGGUAGUGUUCCCUCGUUCUAUGCGUGACCCAGAGCUAGCGCGGUUCAUCGGGCGCGACGUUCAUGCUCGCCUUGACCGCCUUGUCGAGUCUCAUGCCUUGCCUGCUCGCCGCGACCUUCAUCUGUCCUUCUCUUCCAUCACUACGUCGAGGAUCAGUCAGUUGAAUCAUGCGUUGCUGGCAAAGGAACGCAUGGAGGGGAGCCGACAGUGGCUGAAGAUUUUGGUGAAAGACGCUCCGGAGGCAACUAUCUUCGGCCUGCCGUCCAUGGACAUUCGCAUGCAGAGCGACGAAUUCAUGCAGGAGCAAAGGCGAACGCUUCGCUAUGACUUCACCAGUAGGUUUACGACCAGGGAAGGAGGCAAGAAAGACGCAGAGGACAUAUACAUCACCCUGAACAUGGCGCUAUACGCUUGGUUGACAUCUCUGCGCAAGGCGUUCGCCAGGGAAAUGGAGCAGGUGCAAGCUUCCGAGACUGUGCGGGCUGUUGGUAACGCGCUGGUACCUCAGACCUCGACCCCUCGUAAGCGGGGAAAUGAGUCGGUUUCCUUGCGCACUGACAAGGAACCCGAGGAAACGAUUGCAAGCUUGCGCGAGGUGGGACGGCCUAGAUUGCAUCGACAUGCCAUGUCCAGUCUUAUCACGCAUGGGCUUGACCUUGAGGAGCCUCCGGCUUUGCCAUCAAGGACGCCCACGAGCCCCGCGACGUCAUCCAGGUUGAGUUCUCCGGGGUCGACAAACGGCGCAUCUGAUGUCGCCGCGGCCGCGGCAGCCCCUGCUUCCAGCAAAACUCUUGGACUGGUGUACGAGCCUCGCUCACGACACAUAGAGCGACUCACGAUGAGACAGUUGGGAGAGGCUACUCCAGAUGUCAUGCAUCCGUUCUUCAUGAAGAAGGCAGGGUUCAGCCUCGAAGACUCCCUCCCGCAAUACGUGCAUGAGUACGCGACGAUGCCGACGGAGGAGAUCAUGAAGGCGCUAUUGAAUCUGUACAGCAAACAGCUCAGUUCCCAUCAACUCACCGAUUCCCCUUCCUAGUGUAUAUACGAUUAUUGACGAAUAAAGCAUCUGGCAGCCUCAUAUUCCCCAGUAAAUUAGUCAAUACCACUAGUCUAGUGAUAGUGUAGUUUUUUGUAAUACAUACUCUUGCACAUGAUGCGGCGAAAGCUUGUGAAUUACUUCGAUGAACCUGUCCCGCCGACAUUGAAUACACUGAGCAAUGCGAAGCAGCCAUACAGGAGUCCGACGGGAUAUGCUACCAAGAAUCGCUGGUCCGACAUGCGCAGCACUGCAACAAAUAUUCCUGAUGCUGCAUAUGUGCACCAGAGGAUAGAGAGAGUUGACAAGAUGUAGCCCAGAGAACCGUCGAGGGUAACCAUGACACUCAACGCGCCAACCCCAACCAUCGGCAGUAGACAAUAUCCUAGCACAGAGACUACU